Molecule: messenger RNA, 2544 nt
Organism: Coregonus clupeaformis (lake whitefish)
Lineage: Eukaryota; Metazoa; Chordata; Actinopteri; Salmoniformes; Salmonidae
Product: interleukin-6 receptor subunit alpha
Exons: 11
Coding region: 361-2364 (667 amino acids)
Biological process (GO): cytokine-mediated signaling pathway
Cellular component (GO): external side of plasma membrane
Molecular function (GO): cytokine receptor activity; protein binding
Source: RefSeq, a predicted model, not a curated record
UUCGCCCUUCAAACAUGGACAGUUUUAUCUGGAAAGGAGUUUGACACAGGGACACGACACUAUCUGUACUUUCGCAAUGUCACAUUUCUGAGAGUUCAUGUUGUCUGAGAAGAACAAACUGAGAUUUAGGGCGCUAUUCAAUAUGUAUCGCUGAAUCGUUACAGAUUGCGGGAUAAAAAUGUAAAGGUAAUUUCCGAUUGAGCCGACAUGCAGCGUUUACCGUGAAUGCACUCUCCGCUAAAGCGGGAAUAUUACUUUGGGAAGGAAUGAAAGAGAAUGGUCCAUUUAGCUGGUGCCUGGGGAGUAAUUAGGCUAUUAGGGCAAAUUCAGAGAGAUGACUCGUAUUAAAGAAGCGUAAAGAUGCCAUCGUGGAUCAGGCUGACGCUUCUCCUGUCUGCGCUGCCAGUCCACUGCUUUCUGGACGGGACCUGUCCACGGAGAGACCCCCCUCCCAGGGUGCUGGUGUUGUCCCCAGGCAGCGCUCUGGUCUUGGGCUGCAGUGGGCAGGUGGAGGUGAACGGGCUGGAGGUGACGGUUAACAGGGCCGAACACACCAGCAGCAGCUAUACCACCACCGCUGGAAAUGGAAAAUACACCAGUGUCUUCACUGGAGUACACACCACCACUGUCAGCACCACAACAGACACCAGCGCUAACGGAACUACAGUCAGUGCUAUAAAAGACAGCAGUGAUAAGGGAAAAUACACAUUUUCUACCGGAAAGGACAUCAUUGUCCUUACCGUUACAGACACUCCUGAUGAUACCGGGACAGACAGUACGGAGAAAACCGUCAUCAGGAACACUCGUGCAGGAGACCACACUCCUCUUACUGUGAGAGAAGUUAACAAUGGGAAUGGAAAGAAUGUGGAAAAUGUAACAGAGGAGGAGUACAAAGGAGGAGGAGAGCAGAGGGAUACAGGGCUGAGUCUUUACACUGUCAAUCAACCAGGACAUACAGCUACACAGAAACAGGUUCCUCCUACUGGGGCAUCACUCCAGCCAACCAGAGACAGCGGAAUGGGAGGGGCUGACACUGAGCUGCCCUCUGCGAUGGACGGUGAGGAUGACUAUGAGGAAAAGGAGGAGGGGGGGAGGAUGGUGAGGGGGCUGAGAGGGAGGUCUCAGUGGAGACUGAACGGGAGGCUGCUGAGAGGAGGAGAGGAAAGAGGAGGAGUGGUGGUGUUGGGGAGGAGAGGCGCCACUCUGACCCUGUCCUCCCUGGCUGUGGGUGACUCUGGGAACUACAGCUGCCACCGCGGGGGCAAACUGGUCUCCUCUCUGAGGGUGAGCGUUUCAGUUCCUCCAGAGAGGCCUAAACUGUCCUGCUAUAAGAGGUCACCCAGCAGUAAGAUCCGCUGUGAUUGGACAGCCAGUCAACCGGUGACUCCUGUCCCUCAGUGCUACCUCCUCCUACGGAAAGGUCUCUCAGGGUCAUUAUCUCGUGUCAACUGUUCCUACUCCCCCCUGCUGUCUCGGUGUUGGUGUGUUAUAGGUCACCAAGAGAAAGAUAAUAGAGAGCCACACCUGGCCUACCUGUGUGUCACCAACAAUGCUGGCAACACCACCAGCCCUCUCCUAGACUUCACACCUCUAGACAUUGUUAAGCCGGACCCACCCAGCUCAGUGGUGGUGAGGGGUGUGGAGGGGCAGGAGAGGAGACUGAGGGUGGGCUGGGCUGUCCCUCACUCCUGGAAAGAGAGAGACCGCUACCACGAGCUGCUCUAUGAGCUCAGAUACCACACCAUGCCACACGGAACACAGAUAAAAGGGACCGCCACAGCCCGGUCCUACACUAUAACAGAUGCGUUGCCAGGAGUACCGUACCUGAUCCAACUCAGAGCUAAGGAAGAGUUUGAUGGCCACUGGAGUGAAUGGAGCACGCCUGUCUACGCCAACACCUGGACAGCCCCUGUGCCAACUGUGCUGAGCAAUCUUUCUACUGUUAUGCAGGACUACACAGACUACACAGACUCUGGCUCUGGUAUGACAGAAGAGACAAUAGUCUCUGAGUCUCAGGGUGAUGUAGAGGAGGUGUGGCCUCAUGUCCUGUGGGUGGUUGGUUCCUGUGUGCUGCUGUUAAUCACUCUGCUUUCUGCCUACCUCUACAGACACAGGGAGAAGUUCAUGUCUAAACUGUGGAGGUUGAGACCCAUCUCCUCCUCUCCUUCUGUCCCCUCCCCCCCAGUCACAGCCCCACCUACCCAGGAAGGACAUGCCCUUGUGAACUUUGACCACCCAAUCUAUGGGGAACCUGUCCCACAGGAAGAAGAGAGGAAGGAGGAGGAUGAAGAGGAGAAGGAGGAGGAGAAGGAGGAAGUUAUUCGCUUUAACAACACAAGCUAUUUUCUGGUCCAGAGCAACUGAUAUGCCUGCUCCUAAAACAAACCCCUUACCCCCUACCCCAGGACCUUACUGCUAGCCCCCUGUUCCCCUAAAACAAACCCCUUACCCCCUACCCCAGGGCCUUACUGCUAGCCCCCUGUUCCCCUAAAACAAACCCCUUACCCCCUACCCCAGGGCCUUACUGCUAGCCCCCUGUUCCCC